Peromyscus leucopus (white-footed mouse) is the source of this 7308-nucleotide messenger RNA. It is a transcript of the gene Chdh, whose product is annotated as choline dehydrogenase. The transcript has 8 exons. Bases 1443 to 3323 code for a protein of 626 amino acids. The record is from RefSeq and is a predicted model, not a curated record. Gene Ontology annotation, cellular component: mitochondrial inner membrane. Lineage: Eukaryota; Metazoa; Chordata; Mammalia; Rodentia; Cricetidae. Gene Ontology annotation, molecular function: flavin adenine dinucleotide binding; choline dehydrogenase activity.
UUUUUAGUUAGAGCGAUAAUAAUGUGUGAGUUAGCCCUUGCUAAAGACAGGGAGAAAAUGGAGUCCCUUUCCUCUCAGGCAGCUGUUCCAGGGCUCUGCUUCCCUUCUGCCCCUCACUCCUCACUCCGUGGCACUGCUGUGCUCUUCUCUAGGGCGCUCACUGUGUGCUUUCUCUUCUGUACCAUCGUGGCUCCUGGCGUCCUUUCCAGAGUCCACUCUUCACUGGACUUGGCAGCUCCGCACCUCGCUUUGCUUGGGACCUCCCCCCCCCCAACUUCCGCUUGGCAGUGACUUCAGAUCCCCCUCUCUGUGAGGCCCUUUCCUUUUCAGACUGGGAUGAUGGCCUCUGGACUUGCUGUCAGAGCAAGAAUGGCCUCAUCUGCUAAUAUCCUCCAGACUCUCUCAUUUUAGAAACCUUCAUUUUUCCCCCCGGCUUUCUCCUCUGUCACCAUGACUCUAGUUCUUCAUGAAGGGUCGAGAUGUGUCCUCUUACAGUCUCUGCUGAAUGAUUUUCUUCCUCUUCUCCUCUUUUCUUGUUACUCUCGCGGCUGCUUCCUGAAGUCUCAGCAAAGGAAGAGGGGAUUUGGGGUGUGUGUGUGUGUACUUCUGCUUUUCUGUAGCUUUCCUCCUUUCCUUCCUUCCUUUUCUUUCUUUCUUUUCCUCUUUCUUUCUUUCCCUCUUUCUCUUUUCUUUUUCAAGUCUAUCAAAUUUCCCAGAAGCUUCUGGUUCAGUGGGGCCCCAGCAACCUUAGGAAUUGAAUUUCAGGUUCUUCUUUACCAUCCCUUGCAACAUAUUCCUGCGAUGGAUCUUUUGUGGUCAAGUUCCUCCCUAGUACAUUUCGUUUCAGUGCAAACCUAUUGUUUCCCACCUCCGAUAUCAGCUCCAAGGGCUACAUCGACGGCCCUGAGAUCUCAGGAGGAACGGAAUUGGUUCCAGGAAGGCCAAACAAGGGGCAGUCUCCACCUGUGCUGACAUGACCUCACUUGUGACAUUUAAUACACCUUACAUUUUGAACCCGAAUGCCAAAGGGCUGAUCUCUGAUGUUCAUGUCAUCUUGGACUUAUUUUUCUCUUGAGAUGUUUUCUGCCACUCACAUUUGUGAUUGGUCUCUCCUUCCUUUUCUUCUCUUUGUUUUCUUCUUUAAUUCCUGCUGAGGCCUCAUACAUGACACUCAGGCCAUUUACAUGCUCAUCUCCCACAAGCAAUCUGUCAUCCAGUGACUCCUGUCAUCCCGUGACUGACUCUUGUGACUGAUUCUUGUCAUACUGUGACUCUUGUUCUUUAAGGUACCGCUACAUUAAUUUUUCUUGUUUCUUUUUGUCAUGUGAUGUCUUCUGUUCUGCCAGCCCAUGAUGUAUUGACCCACCAUAAGGACCACACCACCUUCUUGAUGUUGGAUUUGGAUACAGGGUAAACGUCCUUUUUACACAUGAAAUGGGUGAAUGACUUCCCCGUUUUGGAAUCCAAGGAAAAGAGAGUCUUCCCACUCCUGUCCGUGGAUAAAGAGGAACUGGGCUGGAAGCAUGUGGCCCAUCCUUAGAGGCUGGAAGAGGGGAUGUGUGAGUCCACGUGGAGCCCUGGCACGGGCUGUGCUGGGCCAGGCAUGGCACCCCUGCGGCCGUGCCGUGGCCAGCGCUGCCUCGGUGGGCCAGGAUGAGUACAGCUUUGUGGUGGUGGGUGCGGGCUCGGCUGGCUGUGUGCUCGCCAACCGUCUCACCGAGGACCCGGACCACCGGGUGCUGCUGCUAGAGGCCGGUCCUAAGGACGUGGUGAUGGGGAGCAAGCGCCUCCAGUGGAAGAUCCACAUGCCUGCCGCCCUUGUAGCCAACCUGUGUGACGACAAGUACAACUGGUACUACCACACUGAGGCACAGCCAGGCCUGGACGGCCGUGUGUUGUACUGGCCACGCGGCCGGGUCUGGGGGGGAUCCUCAUCCCUCAACGCCAUGGUCUACAUCCGUGGACAUGCUGAGGACUAUAACCGCUGGCACUCCCAAGGUGCUGAGGGUUGGGACUAUGAGCAUUGCCUGCCCUACUUCCGCAAGGCACAGAGACACGAGCUGGGACCCGACAGGUACCGCGGUGGUGACGGCCCACUGCACGUGUCUCGGGGCAAGACCAACCACCCCCUUCACCAGGCCUUCCUGCAGGCCACACAUCAGGCUGGCUACCCCUUCACCGAAGACAUGAAUGGCUUCCAGCAGGAGGGCUUCGGCUGGAUGGACAUGACCGUCCACCAAGGGAAGCGCUGGAGCGCAGCCUGUGCCUACUUGCACCCGGCACUGAGCCGCCCCAACCUCAGGGCCGAGGUCCAGACCCUUGUGAGCAGAGUGCUGUUUGAGGGCACACGUGCAGUGGGUGUGGAGUACUUCAAGAACGGCCAGAGCCACAAGGCGUAUGCCAGCAAGGAGGUGAUCCUGAGUGGGGGUGCCAUCAACUCUCCACAGCUGCUCAUGCUCUCUGGCGUUGGAAACGCAGACGACCUCAAGAAACUGGGCAUCCCUGUGGUGUGCCACCUGCCUGGAGUUGGGCAGAACCUGCAGGACCACCUGGAGAUCUACAUUCAGCAGGCAUGCACGCACCCCAUCACCCUCCACACGGCCCAGAAGCCUCUGCGGAAGCUAAGCAUCGGUUUGGAGUGGCUCUGGCGGUUCACAGGGGACGGAGCCACAUCCCAUCUUGAAACAGGAGGGUUCAUCCGCAGCCGGCCUGGGGUCCCCCACCCGGACAUCCAGUUCCACUUCCUGCCCUCCCAAGUGAUUGACCACGGGCGGAAACCCACCCAGCAGGAUGCUUACCAGGUACAUGUGGGAACCAUGAGGGCCACAAGUGUGGGCUGGCUCAAACUGAGAAGUGCCAACCCUCGGGACCACCCUGUGAUUCACCCCAACUACUUGUCAACAGAAACCGACAUCCAGGACUUCCGUCAGUGUGUGAGGCUGAGCAGAGAAAUUCUUGGGCAAGAAGCCUUGGCUCCCUUCCGGGGCAAAGAGCUGCAGCCUGGAUGCCAUGUCCAGUCAGACCAAGAGAUAGAUGCCUUUGUGCGGGCGAAAGCAGACAGUGCUUACCACCCAUCCUGCACCUGUAAGAUGGGCCAGCCCUCUGACCCCACUGCCGUGGUCGACCUGCAAACCAGGGUCCUUGGGGUAGAAAACCUCAGAGUCAUCGAUGCCUCCAUCAUGCCCAGCGUGGUCAGUGGCAACCUGAAUGCUCCCACAAUAAUGAUUGCAGAGAAAGCAGCUGACAUGAUUAAGGGGAAUCCUGCACUCUGGGACAAGGAUGUUCCUGUCUACAAGCCGCAGACUCUGGCCACCCAGCGUUAAGGCAGCCACUGCCUGAGGAUCAUAGAGGAACUCAUGUCAAGAGAUCCAACUCAUACGGCCCUGCCCCCAGAUAGUUCCUGAAACUGUGUAGAACCUUGGGACCCAGAUAUCCCUACUCAUGGCUAAGACCUUCAUGGUAUCUGAAGAAAUAAGGCCAUGGUAGUAAGUGAGGCAAGGAGGAAGACUAGUCUGCACACUGGGAUCCUCCUCCCGACCUCCCGGGGUUAAAAGUUCAGGAGGUUAACUCUUGCAUGAUUUUCUCACCAGCCCUCCAGCCAUCUCCAGUCCAGUGUUCUGCUGCCAGGAGUGGAAUGAUCCCUUCCCUGGCCUCCCACCUCAGGCCACUUCUGCACAGGCAGGGUGCUUGAACUGGACUGGGUUCUCCAAGGACGCUUUAGCUGAGGCCAAGAGCCAGGGCUGGUACCUGAGCUCAUGUCCACGAUGAGAGGAAAGGCAGCCAGCCGGAGGGUGCUGGCCGUCCUUUCUCCUGCCUUGACUCAAAUCUGAAGAGUGGGGUGCAGGGAUGGGGGCUCAAGUGAUUGCACAACUCACCUGCCUUGUCCUGACUGUCCUGACAAGAAAACGAAGACCAGUUUUUCUAAGAUGUCCAAAGCCACCAUCUAUAUUAGGGAAGAAAAGAAUCACUGUAUAGAAACCUGCAUCGCGAGGCCUAGAAAAGAGGGGGAUAUCAGAAUCCCAGGCUCCACGAGGGUUGACUGGGAGUGGCCGGAGCCGCCGUCUGGACAUCUGAGAAAGGCCUUUCAGAAAGGUUGAAGUAAACCACUGCAUUUCUUUCAAAAACCAGGUUGAUUUUAUUUCGUCUUACCUGUGCCUUGCCUUCUUUUUUUUUUUUGCCCACCGUGUUCCAAAAGAAAGUCAAGAAAGAAAACCCUAGGUCUGCCAAGAGCUUCUCACAGAGCAGAUGCCACACGGCAGUCAUCCGUGGCGUCCUCAGCAGUGAGGGUGCCACCCUGGGAGGGCCGUGUUCUGCUCUCAUGCAGCCAUGAUAAAGAAGACUGGACUCCGUCGAGCUCCUCAGUUAUAGCCAGGCCUUUCUCUCACCGUGGCAUACCAAGGCAGGCUCCACGUGUUGGUAUGACUUAGCCACACGAGGAAACGUGUCUCUGGAGACGAAAAGUGAAGGUUACACGUCCAGAACUCAAAGAUGUCAAGUGGGAAAUUGCUGUUCGGGUUCAAACUCAGGAUAGAACAUGGGAUUCAGAGGCUUCCUCGCUGGAGUCCUGAUGGCCUAACAUGGGGGCUCCUGUUUCCAGCCCGAGUAGAACAGUCCUGCCUGCAAUGCUGAAUCCAAAAGCCAGGGCUGUCUGGGAGUCCCAGCGCCACGAGGGAGCCAGAGCGGUGGAAUGACGCAAGCCUGCUUGGGUUACAAAGUGGGGCCCCCACAGGCCAUCAGACCGAGUCUCAUGGGGACCUGGACAGGCUUUGUUUUGGCUAAGCACGCUCCUUGGCAAGGAGCCUGUCAUGCCUAAAACACGGAAGGCCACAGGUUGCCAAAACUGGUGCACACGCACCUUGCAAGCGCACGGCCCAGGGUUGACCCUUAGAAUCAGGAAGCAGCCGCUGCACUUGUGAGCUGUGUUGAGAGAACUUGCAUGUAUCUUGCUGUUGGCCAAAUGUGUUCCUGACAGAUCACAGGGGAGACAGGAACAACUCACCAGCAUGACCGGAAACGGUCACAGAAGCAGGAGGUGGAAGCACCGUGACAUUCAAGCCUUCUGCCUCCGGUGCCCGCUGCAGGGUUACUUUCCAUAAAUGCAAAAUGGGCUCUUCCCACCUGCCACACUGUGUCCCUCGGGCCCCACGACUUUCCAUAUUUCCACUGAUAAACUACCACGAUAUCAAAUCUAAUGCAAAGUUUUUUUUUUUUUUUAAUCUUCAGAAUUAGGGUGGGGGGAAAGAACAUGACCUACCCCGAGGCCCUAGUUGGUAGCCUGAGUGGCCCCUGCUGGCUCAGCUGCACAUUCUUCCAACCACCCCUCGUUCCCACAUCAGAGGCCAGCGUCUGAGACUCUCCCUCAGGCCCCACUGCCCUCCCGGUUCCCAGGAAGCAGAGCUGGAGUGUGUGUGUGUGUGAGUGUGCGUGUGCAUGUGCGUGUGCACAAUGGGAGUGUGUGCGUGCGUGCGUGUGCCCCUGCCCCUGAUGUGGCACUCUGUUUUUUACAAGUAAACCAACACUCCACCCCUGAAACAAAGGUACAGGCGAUACUGGUCUUGCUGAAGGGCUGGCCUACUGGGCAGUGGGCAGUGCAGCCUAGCCACAGGCUCAAGGAGCUAGGGCUGUACCCUCAAAGCACACCCCUCUAGAGCUACAGAGUGGGUCCACAUUCCUAACAGACCUUCCAAAUGAGGUGCUUGCCGUUGGCUGGUGGAUCAAUAGCGAUUUCCACACUUCCUAACAACAUUAAAAAAAAAAAAUGAGCUUCAACUAAAUGCAGCGAUCCAAAGAACUCAAAAUCAUUUCGGGGGUGGGGUAUUUAGCCUUAAAACUUCUUUAAAGAGAGGGGAAGAAAAUCAUGCUCUACAACUUCAAAUGUUUCUUACAAAGAGAAAUUUAAUAUUCGAUGAGAGGUUGAACCAGACUUAAAGCAGACAUCCUGGGAAGUGGGGCAGCCUGAAAAGCCAGGCAACAUUGACGGGCAGACUUGGGGAAAGAUAAUCACCCGCUUCAGAACACACAGUCCUGGCGUGGGGAGCAUGAGCUGCUGAUGUUAAGUCGCACAGUCAGACACUCAGCAAGACAGAGUCCAAGGUGGAUGCUGAUGGUGGAUUAGCCCUUGAGGAGAAGCAGCCCUGUCUGCAGCUGGUGCAAAGUUACUAUUGGCCUUGGAGGAGGAGCCCGAGGGCAGAAAAAGCUGCCUGAGCCCAGGGCUGCGUGGGAGCACCUGCCCCUCUGAAGCUCUCUCUCGGCAGAGCCAGCUCUGUGAGGAGAGCUCCCGGUACAAUGAAAGUAUUACACAGUUUAUUCUGAAGAACAUUUUGCAUUUUAAUAAAAAAAAAAGGCUUUAUGUCAGGAAAUAGUCAUUUACAAACCUUGAAGUGUUUUUGCCUGCAUCUGGAGUAAGAAUGUCCUAGGAAGAGGUUUGUGAGGUCUUUGUAACAAAAGUGUUAUUUACAAAAAAAAAAAAGUUUUUUCCCACAGGUUGUCUGUGUACUAGUUAAAAAUGUUGAACCCAAACUGCUACCUGUAUUUUUGAUUGCAGAUAAUCCUUAGCGAAAUGAUGGGGUGGUAUCACGUGACUGUUGACAGGCUGGGGAACCUUGAUAGUUGAGUGUGUUCUCAUGGCCAUCUCAGCCCCCGUCCAGUUGCAUAUGGCGGCUCUCAAAGAGAACGCGCCACACAGCAGCUGUGCAGGGCCACAGGAGACCCCGUACAGACCCCACACUCACAGGUCACACAGUGCUCCUCUCUUCCGCCAUGCCAGUACCUCCUCUUAAGAGAAGCAUCCCUGGGGAUGUGAGCAGAUGCCUGUGGUUCUCCCGUUCGGUCACUUCCGCAUCAGAGACCGGAAGCAUCCUGCAUGGGCAGCUGAGGAAGCCAGACCAGUGGAUGCCCCUGCUGUGUAACUAACUGAUUAUAAAGGGGAUUAUUAAAGUGAAACCAAACCAAAGACAGUUGCAACCCAUGUAGGUAAGAGGUACAAUAUAAAAUCAUAGGACCCAAAGAAAAGACUGCAAAUAGUCAUCUUGGUAUCUUAUGUAAAGAUAGGUUUAUAGUGACUCAAAAUAUUUUAGAAAAAUUUCUGAAGUGGUCAAGAUUUCUCUGAACUCAAAAGUUUAUCCCCAAAAGAUUCUUUUACUGAAUACGUGAGAAUUGGCUCUAAUUCUCCUAGUUCUGUUUAGCCCAAGUAAAAAUACUAAUAAUUUCUAGGUUUUGGUGGGAAACUACAAUUGUUUAGGACCGACCCAUGGAUAUUGCUGCAGUUCAAAUACGGUACGAUAAUUACAAAAUAUAGACCAUCUCUUU